Messenger RNA from Terrapene triunguis (Three-toed box turtle), 6323 nucleotides. It is a transcript of the gene HIP1, whose product is annotated as huntingtin interacting protein 1. Gene Ontology annotation, cellular component: extrinsic component of postsynaptic membrane; presynapse; clathrin-coated vesicle. The record is from RefSeq and is a predicted model, not a curated record. Gene Ontology annotation, molecular function: phosphatidylinositol-3,5-bisphosphate binding; clathrin-cargo adaptor activity; clathrin light chain binding. The transcript has 31 exons. Gene Ontology annotation, biological process: endocytosis; actin filament organization; clathrin coat assembly. Lineage: Eukaryota; Metazoa; Chordata; Testudines; Emydidae. Bases 11 to 3145 code for a protein of 1044 amino acids.
GCGAGCCGGGAUGGACCGGGUGAGCAGCUCCAUGAAGCAGGUGCCCAACCCGCUGCCCAAGGUGCUGAGCCGGCGCGGGGCUGGCGGCGGCGGCGGCCUGGAGGCGGAGCGCGAGGGCUUCGAGCGCAGCCAGACCGUCAGCAUCAAUAAGGCCAUUAACACACAGGAAGUGGCUGUCAAGGAGAAACACGCCAGAACAUGCAUCCUGGGAACCCACCACGAGAAAGGAGCUCAGACCUUCUGGUCCGUCGUGAACCGACUCCCCCUCUCCAGCAACGCCGUGCUCUGUUGGAAGUUCUGCCACGUGUUCCACAAGCUCCUCCGCGAUGGACACCCAAAUGUCCUGAAAGACUCUGUGAGGUACAAGAACGAGCUGAACGACAUGAGCAGGAUGUGGAGUCAUCUGAGUGAGGGCUACGGGCAGCUGUGCAGCAUCUACCUCAAACUGCUGAGAACCAAAAUGGAGUUCCAUACGAAAAACCCCCGGUUCCCAGGCAAUCUCCAGAUGUCUGACCGGCAGCUUGACGAGGCAGGAGAAAACGACGUCAAUAACUUCUUCCAGCUGACGGUGGAGAUGUUUGACUAUUUGGAGUGUGAGCUGAACCUGUUCCAGACGGUAUUCAGCUCCUUGGACAUGUCUCGCUCCGUGUCGGUCACUGCUGCUGGCCAGUGCCGGUUGGCCCCGCUGAUACAGGUGAUCCUGGACUGCAGCCAUCUCUAUGACUACACUGUUAAACUCCUCUUCAAGCUGCACUCCUGUCUCCCCGCUGACACACUACAGGGCCACAGGGACCGUUUCCUGGAGCAGUUCAGAAAGCUGAAAGAUUUGUUCUAUCGCUCCAGCAACCUGCAGUACUUUAAACGGCUGAUUCAGAUCCCACAGCUCCCAGAGAAUCCUCCCAACUUUCUGCGGGCCUCGGCUCUGUCGGAGCACAUCAGUCCCGUGGUGGUGAUCCCGGCUGAGGCCUCGUCCCCAGACAGCGAGCCCAUCACCGAUCUAGUGGAGACGGACACAGCGUCACAACAGAGCUUGUUUGACAAUAAGUUUGAUGACAUCUUUGGCAGUUCGUUCAGUAACGAUCCUUUCAACUUCAGCAGUCAGAAUGGGAUGAACAAGGAUGACAAGGACCGGUUGAUCGAGCAGCUGUACCGGGAGAUCAGUGCGCUGAAGGAGGAGCUGGAGAACUUCAAGGCAGAGAGCCAUCGCCUAGGGGUGCAGCUGAGAGGACGGAUCAGCGAGCUGGAGGCAGAGCUAGCGGAGCAGCAGCACCUCAAGCAGCAGGCCCUGGACGAGAGCGAUUUCCUGCACACCGAGCUGGAGGAGCUGAAGAAGCAGUGGGAGGACACUGAGAAAGCACAGAGGAGCCUGACGGAGAUUGAGAGGAAGGCGCAGGCUAACGAGCAGCGGUACACCAAGCUGAAGGAGAAGUACAGCGAGCUGGUGCAGAACCAUGCUGACCUGCUGCGCAAGAACGCAGAGGUCACCAAGCAGGUAACGGUAGCGAGACAGGCCCAAGGCGAUGUGGAGCGGGAGAAGAAAGAGUUAGAGGACUCCUUCCAGCGCGUGAGCGAGCAGGCCCAGAGGAAGGCUCAGGAACAGGCAGAGGUCUUGGAAACCUUGAAGAGAGAGCUCACAGCCAGCAAGCAGGAGCAGCAGGCCCUCCAAAGCACUCUGAAAUCCAGUUUGCAGUCGGAAGCAGAGCGUAGCACCAGGACAGCGGGCUUGGAGCAGGAGAGGGACACCCUGGUGGUGGCAGUGGCCCAGCGCAGCCAGGAGGUGGAGGCAUUGCAGGCCGAGUUGCAGCAGCUGAAGGGCACUCUAGACAGCGAGAAGGAGAGCAGCAGUAAAACGCUGGAGACACUGCAGACCCGGCUGGGAGAGAAGGAGAGCCGUGAGCAAGCCCUCCAGCAGCGGCUCCUCGACGAGCAGUUUGCCUUGCUGCAGUGCACGGUGCAGGAGGCUGAGCAGAUGGUGCAGGACUCCCUGAACCGACUCGACGACCCCGCCCACAUCAGCUGCACGAGCUCUGCAGAUUAUCUCCUGUGCAGAACGUUGGCUGCCUCCGACUGCAUAGAGCGGCUCCAGGGUGCGCAUGGCAAAUACCUUUCCAACCGCUCAGAUGUAAGCAGCCUGCUGCCAUGCGUGGCCCUGUUUGCCCACCUCAUCAGCGACACCAUCUUGCAGGGCAGCGCCACCUCCCACAUGGUCCCUAUGGAGCCUGCUGACCUGCUGUCGGAGAUGUGUAAGCAGUGCGGGAGCGAGGCCCUGAGCUACCUUGGUGCCCUGAAAGAUGAGGCCUCCCUGGGGUGCGCCGACUGCACCGCCGUGAGAAACUGCCUGAGCCGAAUCAGCGCCAUCGGAGAGGAGCUUCGGCCCAAAGGCCUGGACGUCGAGCAGGAGGAGCUGGGGGACCUGGUGGACAAGGAGAUGGCAGCUACGUCAGCAGCUGUCGAGAUGGCAGUUGCCAGGAUAGAGGAUAUGCUCAGCAAGUCUCGGGCUGGGGACACCGGGGUCAAGCUGGAGGUCAAUGAGAGGAUUCUGGGCUCCUGCACGGACCUGAUGCAGGCUAUCCAGGUGCUAGUCCUGGCUUCUAAGGACCUCCAGAGGGAGAUUGUGGAGAGCGGAAGGGGCGCGGCGUCCCCCAAGGAGUUCUACGCCAGGAAUUCCCGCUGGACGGAGGGCCUGAUCUCCGCAUCCAAAGCCGUGGGCUGGGGAGCCACCGUCAUGGUUGACGCCGCUGACCUGGUGGUGCAAGGAAAAGGCAAAUUCGAGGAGCUGAUGGUGUGCUCUCAUGAGAUCGCGGCUAGCACUGCCCAGCUGGUGGCUGCCUCCAAGGUGAAAGCGGAUAAGGACAGUGCUAACCUGGCCAAGCUCCGGCAGGCAUCGCGAGGAGUCAACCAGGCCACCGCCAGUGUGGUGGCCUCCACCAAGUCAGGGAAGUCUCAGAUUGAGGAGAAAGACAGUAUGGACUUCUCCAGCAUGACACUAACUCAGAUCAAGCGCCAGGAAAUGGACUCGCAGGUGCGAGUGUUGGAGCUGGAAAACCAGCUGCAGAAGGAGCGCCAGAAGCUGGGAGAACUCCGCAAGAAGCAUUAUAAGCUAGCGGGUGUGGCGGAGGGCUGGGAUGAGGACGCUGCAGAGUAGCUUCCCACGCCUGAAUCAGCCACCCACGGACGCCCCUUCAGUUGGCCGGGACCCAGCUUGGUGUAGCUCUUUCUGAAGAUACAAAAUAAACCGGUGCAAAAUCCGCCUUGAAGCACGUCCUCUGCGUUCCCAAGGACCCUCCUCCAGCACGCCCGGCCGGGCAGCCGCCCCACCCUCGACUGGGCAAGUAGAAAGUGCGGAGGCCUGAAGUGCCCGGAGCCAUGGCAGCGCCGGCUCCCCACAGCCACGGGACACAGACUCUGCCCGCGUGUUUAGUGCAGCUGCUUUGGGUUCCGACUAAACCUCGGUUCGCUCUUGCACAGACUCUGAACCGGUUCUGCCUCGGCGACACGAGCCAGGACGCACCCCGGGCCCUGGCGGCGGCAGCUCCGAUCUGGCGUGGGGUACUAGGGCUUUGACCCCACUGUGCUUCGCCAGCCCAGUUCAGAGCCAGCGUCGCGCUGGGCAGGGCGUGGAAAUGCAGCCAAGCUGGUUCUCCUGCUGGCGAGGCUGGGCGGGCUCUGGGCUCGGUGCUGGGCACACCGCCCUCCCCACCCCCAUGCUUCCCCUCCCACUUGCUGUUCUAAGCUGGCUCUGUGCAGCUGAGAGCCCGUGGGGGGCGUGCUGCACCCGGGGGGUGGACAACGAGUGCCUUUCACUGCUGGAAGAGGGCCAGCGUGCCUCAAUAACACCUCAUCCGCAAGUGUCUUACUGCACUUCGAACGGGGCCAUCCCAGGGCAGCCGGCCUCCAGCCGCGGGGAGCUGCCAGCAAAGCCCCAGCACGCAGGCCGGGGGAGCCCUGGUCCCUUAAAGCCAUGUGUUAGACAGCCGGUGGGGGCAGCGCCCGAGCUACCAGCCUGCCAGCCCCUGAACCCCUGGUGGGAGAGGGUCCUAGCCUGGUCCUGGGAGCCGACCCAUCCCCACCCCAGAGCAGGGAGCUGUCCCAGCCUCGUGCCUGGAGCAGAUCACUGUGUUAGUGCCAGCAAUAAACCACUAUCAAAGGUGCUUGGCCCGGCGCAGGUGAGAGGCGUCUUUCCGAGCUCCUGCCUCUCCAUCACAGCCUCUGCCUUUGCCAGCGGGGAGAGUUACCCAGGCCGCCCCAGCGGGUAAUACAUGAAGCUGCCCCACCGGCUCUGAUCCCCGCCCAGUGGGAAGGGGGCACUUGGACCCUGGCUCCAGCCACCUUGCAAAAGAGCUCUGCAGGGCACCCAGCUGCCGGUUCUCCUCACUGAUCUGAGCAGCAUGGCUGGUGCAGACUGCAGGCGUCUGGUGCUGGACUGAUCCUCGGUGCCCUUCGGGGGCUGCUACGGAGCAGAAAGCUGCUCUAGAAUUUGGAACAAGCACGGUCCCCUUCGCUGCCUCUGUGCCCUCCUUACUGGUGCACAGCUGGGCAUCUUCUGGGCACUGUGAGCCCGCGGGGGCAGCCCAUGGCCGGGUUUGCUUGGGAAGCGAGGGAUGGGAGCAGAGGAGUGACCCCUGGGAACGCCUCCCUUCCCUUCUAGACGGGGCAGAGGAGGCUGAAGACGCUUGGUGGCCUGUGUCAUUUCACCCCAUUCGAGGCAGCGAAUCCAAAGGCAACCCGGGGUCUGAGCUCACCCCUCCCUGGGAGCCCAGCCAGCUGCUCAGAACAUGGCCACCCCAUCACUUAGAUCCUCCCCCCUCCCCGCUCAGGCAGCACCAGCUGGGGAUGGAGGGGCAGUCUGCCCCUAGCAGAAACAAAACACCGUCCUGCUCUGGGCUUUCAGGUGCUGCCUCUCAGCCAGUGCUGACAAAGGAGUCGGUGAAAUACCCUCCCUGCUGACACAGCCGGGCAGUCCUGGGCUGCUCGUACCCAGCGGACAGCCUGCACGGGGGCAGUUCAUGCAAAUCGGGGCCCGUUUCAUCCCAUGGGAAUCCCACUGCAGUGAGAUGUGGAGGCGAAUUUGCCUUUGCGUGUGCUUGGCCGGUCCCCCUCCCCCUGCCAGGGCUAGUGGCUGCGGGUCGGUGCCCAGGGCCAGUUCCCCUCCCCCUGCCAGGGCUAGUGGCUGCGGGUUGGUGCCCAGGGCCGGUCCCCCUCCCCCUGCCAGGGCUAGUGGCUGCGGGUCGGUGCCCAGGGCCAGUUCCCCUCCCCCUGCCAGGGCUAGUGGCUGCAGGUCGGUGCCCAGGGCCAGUUCCCCUCCCCCUGUCAGGGCUAGUGGCUGCGGGUCGGUGCCCAGGGCCAGUUCCUCUCCCCCUGUCAGGGCUAGGGGCUGUGGGUCAGUGCCCAGUCUCACAUGUCUCUGGCUGGGAUGGGGUUGCCACCUAGUUGGUGCCCCGUGUCUAAUUUGAAAACCAGCUGGUUCAAGCAGUGGCGAUAAUUGGGCCCGAUUCAGACCUAGUCUGUGUCCUACGCCGCAGAAGCCAUUGCUGCCCCCCCAGGGGCUGAGUCCGUCCCUUUGGGCAGUGGCUGCAGCCGGGCCCUGGGGCAGGUCUAAGCCAGAUCUGCACGGGAUGCCCAGGGCCUUGGGAGAGGCGCUCUUACAGCCUGGCCGGUGAAAUCCAGUCUGGCCAGUAACCUGCCUUUUCAGACAGGACAGAAGUUUGUCCUCCCGAAGCUGCCAGUCACCCAGUCACCCGGCAGCGCUGGCUCCCCUCUCCCAGGAGCCGGCCACGGCCCAGCCGCCUCCAGGGCCCAGGACAAGCCGGGACAGCCCAGCCUCUGUCCACACUGGCUCUGGCGUGUGGCACCACAUGCCAGUCUGGGCGCCUGUCGUGCCCGUGUAGGAGAAAACAGAGCCCCGGCCUUCGGACAGGCAGCAUGUGGGUCUGUGGGUGUUCCCCAUGUGGGCCCCAGCCCCGGAUCUCGGCUCUGGGACACUAAACACUAACCCUUGCUCCUGGCGGAGCCCAUGCGGUGCUAUGGCCUGCAGAGGCGCCCAGCCCUGUAGGACUUUGUGUCUGGUGCUCUCACUGCUUCCAAGUCAGCGUGAUCCACCCCCACGCCACCGCCAGACCAAAUACAGCCCCUUGCCCUGCAACUACCUCCGAAGCAAUAGGAGCUGCAGCAGGCAGGCGGGGGGUGGGGGACGUGCUUACACCCCCUUCCUCCGGUGUGGGGUCCCACCUGGGCGGCUCAAGCCCAGCUACCUCAGCUCUCCGGGCUGGUGCCACAGGGACAGAGCCAGGAGGAAGAGCAGGGAUAGAGGGGUUGGAGGAGGA